CAUAGAAUAACAGGAAGUGCGAAUAUCUGCUGUGUAAUUCUGCUUUACGGUUUAGUGUGUUGUUGCACGAAACUUUCUUGAAGUUCUAGUCCUAGUCUUAAUAAAACCAAUAAGCCACAGCAUCCUAAAACGUUAUAAAGUAUGCCGGAUUACCUAGGAGCAGAUCAGCGAAAAACAAAAGAAGAGGAGAAAGAAGACAAGCCUAUUCGAGCCCUGGAUGAGGGUGAUAUUGCUCUGCUGAAAACCUAUGGUCAGAGUGCGUACUCGAGACAGAUCAAGCAAGUAGAAGAUGAUAUUCAGCAGCUGCGUAAAAAAAUCAAUGAACUUACAGGCAUUAAAGAGUCUGACACUGGUUUGGCUCCUCCAGCUCUGUGGGAUUUGGCUGCUGACAAACAGACUCUACAAAGUGAACAGCCCUUACAGGUUGCAAGAUGCACAAAAAUCAUCAAUGCAGAUUCUGAGGAUCCAAAGUACAUCAUCAAUGUGAAGCAGUUUGCCAAAUUUGUGGUUGACCUAAGUGAUCAAGUAGCCCCUACAGACAUUGAGGAGGGAAUGAGAGUUGGUGUGGACCGGAACAAAUAUCAGAUCCACAUUCCCUUGCCACCUAAGAUUGACCCAUCUGUUACAAUGAUGCAGGUAGAGGAAAAGCCUGAUGUCACGUACAGUGAUGUUGGUGGCUGUAAAGAACAGAUAGAAAAGCUCCGAGAGGUUGUGGAGACCCCUCUUCUACAGCCAGAACGUUUUGUUAACCUGGGAAUUGAACCACCCAAGGGAGUGUUGCUAUUUGGGCCUCCAGGUACAGGAAAAACUCUGUGUGCUCGAGCUGUAGCCAACAGGACAGAUGCCUGCUUUAUCAGAGUUAUUGGAUCAGAACUGGUUCAGAAAUAUGUCGGCGAGGGUGCUAGAAUGGUCCGUGAGUUGUUUGAAAUGGCCAGAACAAAGAAGGCUUGCUUAAUAUUCUUUGAUGAAAUUGAUGCUAUUGGAGGUGCUCGAUUUGAUGAUGGUGCUGGAGGGGAUAAUGAAGUACAGCGCACCAUGCUGGAGCUUAUUAAUCAGUUGGAUGGAUUUGAUCCCAGAGGCAACAUUAAAGUUCUUAUGGCUACCAACAGGCCAGACACUUUGGACCCUGCACUGAUAAGACCUGGAAGACUUGAUCGAAAGAUUGAAUUUUGUUUACCUGAUUUAGAGGGCCGUACACAUAUAUUCAAGAUACAUGCAGGAUCCAUGAGUGUUGAAAAAGGUAUAAGGUUUGAACUACUUGCUCGGCUUUGCCCAAACAGUACAGGUGCUGAAAUCAGAAGUGUUUGCACAGAAGCUGGAAUGUUCGCUAUUAGAGCACGUCAAAAAAUUGCAACUGAGAAGGAUUUCAUAGAGGCUGUAAAUAAAGUGAUCAAAUCUUAUGCCAAGUUUAGCGCUACUCCUAGGUACAUGACAUACAAUUAAUAUGGAUUGGAGAACUGCGGUUUUCAUUAUUGUUUCUCUCAUUUUGUUUCCAUAACUUUACAUCUUACAAACAUACUUUGAAUGAUGUCCUUGCCUUGCAGUACAAAUAAAUUUUUAAAUUACA
Protopterus annectens (West African lungfish) is the source of this 1567-nucleotide messenger RNA. RefSeq names its product 26S proteasome regulatory subunit 7-like. Gene Ontology annotation, biological process: proteasome-mediated ubiquitin-dependent protein catabolic process. The coding region runs from base 142 to 1443 and encodes 433 amino acids. The transcript is spliced from 12 exons. Gene Ontology annotation, cellular component: proteasome regulatory particle, base subcomplex. The record is from RefSeq and is a predicted model, not a curated record. Lineage: Eukaryota; Metazoa; Chordata; Ceratodontiformes; Protopteridae. Gene Ontology annotation, molecular function: proteasome-activating activity; ATP hydrolysis activity; ATP binding.